GGAAAGAUAUGUGCUAAGUCUAUAAAGCUGUGCAGGUGGCACAGCCGAGAAGAGAGAAUUGGGGAAACGAGGAAGGUUCCAUGAGAUGACUUGAGCUGCGGAAACCUUUGGCAGAGGAAAAGGGCUUCAGUUUUAAAUGCUGGGCUUCAUCACCAGGCCUCCUCGCCAACUCCUGUCCCUUCUGUGUAUCGGAUACCGAUUACCUCGAAGCUCAGUACUUUGUACUCAGCACAGGCCCAGAGCCAUGGCGGUGUCCACAUCAACUUCCUGGGAGCUGCCCCUGGUGGCUGUGUGCCAGGUAACAUCAACCCCAAACAAGAAAGAGAACUUUAAAACAUGUGCUGAGCUGGUUCUCGAGGCAGCCAGACUGGGUGCUUGCCUAGCUUUUCUGCCUGAGGCAUUUGACUUCAUUGCGCGAAAUCCUGCCGAGACAUUACAACUGUCUGAGCCACUGGAUGGGGACCUUAUGGAACGAUAUAGCCAGCUUGCCAGGGAAUGUGGAAUCUGGCUGUCCUUGGGUGGAUUCCACGAGCGUGGCCAAGACUGGGAGCAGACUCAGAAAAUCUACAAUUGCCAUGUGCUUCUGAACAACAAGGGGCUAGUAGUGGCCCAGUACAGGAAGACACAUCUGUGCGACGUGGAGAUCCCAGGCCAAGGGCCCAUGCGGGAAAGUAACUCUACCAUGCCUGGACGCACUCUUGAGCCACCCAUCAGCACACCAGCAGGCAAGGUGGGUUUAGCAAUCUGUUAUGACAUGCGGUUCCCUGAACUUUCUCUGAAAUUGGCUCAAGCUGGGGCAGAAAUACUUACUUAUCCUUCAGCCUUUGGAUCGGUUACUGGACCUGCCCACUGGGAGGUGUUGCUGCGGGCCCGAGCCAUUGAAUCUCAGUGCUAUGUAAUAGCGGCAGCACAGUGUGGACGCCACCACGAGACAAGAGCAAGUUAUGGCCACAGCAUGGUGGUGGACCCCUGGGGUACGGUGGUGGCCCGCUGCUCCGAGGGACCAGGCCUCUGCCUUGCCCGAAUUGAUCUCAACUUUCUGCGACAGAUGUGCCAACACCUGCCUGUGUUCCAGCAUCGCAGACCGGACCUGUAUGGCAGUCUGGGUCAACCGCUGUCUUAAGCCUUGUGACUUCUGCUGGGGUUGAGACACACACAGACAUACUCAGCUGUGAAGUGAGGCCACUGUGACUUGCAGGCAGGACCCAAGCACAGUUCUCUCACUUGCAGAACCUUAAACUCUUAAUGGAACACAGGUUCAGGUUCAUGGGAAAGAAGAAACUUUGAUCUGAUCUCAGAUUUCAGUUUCAGAAAAGUAAAAUUUUAUAUAGUCAGUGUUUAUUUCAUGAAAACUGAAGUUACGCUGAAGGCUGAGCAGCACUGGCAUUGAAAAAAAUAUAAUAAUCAUAAUGUC
This is a messenger RNA of Alexandromys fortis (reed vole), 1414 nucleotides long. It is a transcript of the gene Nit1, whose product is annotated as nitrilase 1. The transcript is spliced from 7 exons. Gene Ontology annotation, molecular function: hydrolase activity, acting on carbon-nitrogen (but not peptide) bonds, in linear amides. The record is from RefSeq and is a predicted model, not a curated record. NCBI's taxonomy places the organism in Eukaryota, Metazoa, Chordata, Mammalia, Rodentia, Cricetidae. The coding region runs from base 137 to 1123 and encodes 328 amino acids.